AUGGAAACGGCGUCUCGGCUGCAAGUGCCCUUUGUGGCAGCUGCAGUUUCUCUCGGCUGUAUCCUUACGGUGGCUGUUGUAUUGCCAGUCCUGCAUAUUCAGCUUAACAUGGCACAAGCAAGAUUGCAAAAUAGAAUGGACUCCUUCAAGCAUACCGCACGUAACAUCUGGCAGGAUAUUGUCCUCGUAAAAAGUCACGGAAGAAUUCGUCGUCAAGGUUAUGGUGGUUACGACGCCUCUAUCGAUAAUCAGCAGUGCACUUCUUGUGUCCAACUGCAGUGCCCACCAGGACCGCCAGGUCCACCUGGGGUAAAUGGUGAACCUGGAAUGGAUGGUGCACCUGGUCGACCAGGAAAACCUGGACUCGACGGCCUAGAUGUGCCUCUCGAUCCUGAGCCAAGCUUCCCAUGCGUGAUUUGUCCAGCAGGACCUCCAGGAAACCGAGGACCUCAAGGAGAAACUGGCCGUCCAGGUGUUCCUGGUGAGCCUGGACACCCCGGUCUGCCUGGACGACCAGGAAAACCAGGACGCGUUGGUGAUGCAGGACCUCAGGGCGAACCUGGUGAACAGGGAGAACCCGGAAUUAAAGGGCCUCCUGGUGACGACUCUAUCGGAGGAACAGGAGUCAAAGGACCCCCAGGCCCUCCUGGUCCUCGUGGACCUAAAGGUCCGCCUGGAGCAAAUGGUAUGCCAUCUCAAAACCCUGGUCCAGCUGGGCCUCUGGGUGAAAUGGGACCUCCUGGUCCUCCUGGACCGCGCGGAGAACCCGGACCGCCUGGUCCAUUUGGACCUCCAGGAGAUGCAGGAGAACCUGGUGGUCACUGUCCGUCAUCUUGUGGAGUUCAAGAGAUCGUCGCUCCUUCUGUAUCGGAACUUGAUACCGGCGAGUACCCUCAACAAAACUACCCUCAAAGAGGAGGUCGUGGAGGUUACAGCGGAGGAUAUGGUGGAUAA
This is a messenger RNA of Strongylus vulgaris, 954 nucleotides long. NCBI's taxonomy places the organism in Eukaryota, Metazoa, Nematoda, Chromadorea, Rhabditida, Strongylidae. The record is from the annotation of a GenBank genome assembly.